ACCCUGGACGAACAUGCUCGCCGGAAGGUCGCCACCUGGAAGUUCCCGCAGAACGACGCUGGACGAACAUCCUUGCCGGAAGGUCGCCAACCUGCAAGUUCACGCGGGACGAAGCUGGACGAACAUGAUCGACGGAAGGUCGCCAACCUGCAAGUUCCCGCGGGACGACCCUGGACGAACAUGCUCGCCGGAAGGUCGCCACCUGGAAGUUCCCGCGGAACGACGCUGGACGAACAUCCUUGCCGGAAGGUCGCCAACCUGCAAGUUCGCGCGGGACGAAGCUGGACGAACAUGAUCGACGGAAGGUCCAGCACAAUCGAAUGAAGUCCGCGGUCCUGGCCAAUUCCUUUCAAAUUUCGGUAAUUCAUCUGCAACAUUGUCUUGAUUUAGUUGACUAAUUGUUUCUUUUUCUUUUUUUACAGUUUAAUGCCACCCGGAAUUGCCAUGCGGAACGGCAAUGGCGGUUCCCUCUGAACGACCCUGGACGAACAUGCUCGACGGACGGUCCGCACCAGCAAGUUCUCGCGAGACGACGCCGGACGAACAUGCUCGCCGGAAGGUCGCCAAUCUGCAAGUCCGCGCGGGACGACCCUGGACGAACAUGCUCGCCGGAAGGUCGCCACCUGGAAGUUCCCGCGGAACGACGCUGGACGAACAUCCUUGCCGGAAGGUCGCCAAUCUGCAAGUCUGCGCGGGACGACCCUGGACGAACAUGCUCGCCGGAAGGUCGCCACCUGGAAGUUCCCGCGGAACGACGCUGGACGAACAUCCUUGCCGGAAGGUCGCCAACCUGCAAGUUCCCGCGGAACGAAGCUGGACGAACAUGCUCGCCGGAAGAUCGCCAACCUGCAAGUUUCGCGGAACGAAGCUGGACGAACAUGCUCGCCGGAAGGUCGCCACCUGGAAGUUCCCGCGGAACGACGCUGGACGAACAUCCUUGCCGGAAGGUCGCCAACCUGCAAGUUCGCGCGGGACGAAGCUGGACGAACAUGAUCGACGGAAGGUCCAGCACAAUCGAAUGAAGUCCGCGGUCCUGGCCAAUUCCUUUCAAAUUUCGUUUAAUGCCACCCGGAAUUGCCAUGCGGAACGGCAAUGGCGGUUCCCUCUGAACGACCCUGGACGAACAUGCUCGACGGACGGUCCGCACCAGCAAGUUCUCGCGAGACGACGCCGGACGAACAUGCUCGCCGGAAGGUCGCCAAUCUGCAAGUCCGCGCGGGACGACCCUGGACGAACAUGCUCGCCGGAAGGUCGCCACCUGGAAGUUCCCGCGGAACGACGCUGGACGAACAUCCUUGCCGGAAGGUCGCCAAUCUGCAAGUCUGCGCGGGACGACCCUGGACGAACAUGCUCGCCGGAAGGUCGCCACCUGGAAGUUCCCGCAGAACGACGCUGGACGAACAUCCUUGCCGGAAGGUCGCCAACCUGCAAGUUCCCGCGGAACGACGCUGGACGAACAUGA
Culex pipiens pallens (northern house mosquito) is the source of this 1462-nucleotide messenger RNA. RefSeq lists its product as uncharacterized. The transcript has 2 exons. The record is from RefSeq and is a predicted model, not a curated record. Bases 458 to 1462 code for a protein of 334 amino acids. NCBI's taxonomy places the organism in Eukaryota, Metazoa, Arthropoda, Insecta, Diptera, Culicidae.